GUGAGGUUGAGGCGACACGCACACGAGGGCAGACGCGGAUGGUGGAGACAGUUAUAAUUAAUGGACGGACACAGCGUGAUGGUGGUGGUUGGUGGUGGUGGAGACACCGUUCGUGGUGGAGAGACGCAGAGUGAUUGAGAGUGGAGAGAGUGAUGGUGGAGACACCGUGGUGGUGGUGGUGGUAGUGGAGGCAGAGAGAAGUCGGAGGAGUCGGAGACAGCAGAGCACGCGAGGGAGCCGUCAAGCCCCGGGAGAGAGACACACCACAGCGGUGUGAAGGCCACAGAGGAGGAGGAGGAGAAGCGGAGCGAGGAGCUCGUAGCCGGCGCAAUGCUGCUCCAGGGGAAGGUGGCGCUGGUGAGCGGCGCAGCCCAGGGGCUCGGGAAUGCGUUCACCGAGGCCAUACUCGCCAGGGGAGGGAAGGUGUCUUUGGUUGACAUCAACCCCACUGUUGGACAGGCAGCAAAGUCCGAACUGGAUUCUCAAUUUGGAGCAGACAAGAGCAUAUUUCUGCAAUGUGACGUUACCAGUGCCACGGAGCUGCAGGAUGCCUUCAACAAGACCAAGAGUCACUUUGGGGCGAUCGACAUCGUCAUCAACAACGCCGGUAUCAACAAUGAAGCCGAGUGGGAGAAGACCUUCAACAUCAACCUGGUGGCGGUAGUGAGGAGCACGUACCUGGCCCUUGAGAUCCUCAGCAAGGGUGGCGUCGUCAUCAACAUCGCGUCGAUGGCAGGCCUGGGCGUCAUCCCGUAUGCGCCAGUAUACUGUGCAUCCAAGCACGGCGUCGUCGGAUUUUCCCGCGCCAUCGCGGGCGCGUGUGAGCUGCAGGGCCGUGGCGUGCGCGUGUGCUGCGUGUGUCCCACCUACGUGGACACACCGCUUCUGAGCACGGUGGGGAGGGCUGACACCAUGGGGCAGUUUGAGGACCUGAGAGAGGGGUUGGUAAAGACUCUCAUGGACACGCCGAUAAUGCAGCCCUGCUCGGUGGUGGAGGGAGUAAUUCGCCUCCUGGAGGACGACUCGCUGAAUGGCACCGUAAUGUCGGUGACUCCCAAGAAAGGCGCGCAUGUACACGCGUUCCCCAGUAGCCUGCUUUAAGAGCCACAGACGUCCAAGAUGCACGACCACUCAACCCGAGACGUCAUCGGCCUUUCGUCUAUCGCGAUACCCAUGGGCCUUCUAAACGUUGCAAGCCCAACGAAUUAUAUUGUCACGUGUAUGUAUGUAUGAUUAACUUCUUUCGCACCAUACGUAGCCAAAUGUGCUCAUUUGAGGUCGCCUGGUGCACAAGUGUUUUUAGUGAUGCGCCGGUUAUUAUCGUUUGAGCUCACCGUGGGGGAGUUGGAACAGCGAUUCUCACAGCCAAACUUAGCGACUGGACAAUGCAAAGUUUUUGCUUGAAACCGCGUAAAGCAUCUGACAGGUAAGAUCCCGGAAGUUGGAAUGACAAUCACCAGACAAUCUGUAAAAAUCAAAUAUGAAUCAAUAUUGGCUGUGAAAAUCUACAAGUUAACUAAAUGUCAAACAUUAUGCAGCACGUAAUAUACCUCAUAUACUGUAUGCUGAAGUGAGACAAUCAGAUCAUGGAGAUGAAUAUGAACCCAAUUCCGUACGUCAGGUUGGGAAGUUCUGCGUGAGUGGAUUGAUUGCAAUAGCCCCUGGAAUAACUCAACAGACUUGUCAACUCAAGACGGUAUUUUGUACCCAACAGUCUGGAGGCGGCAAACACCACCGCACUCGGGAGUUUUCCAGUGUGAGAUGAUGCACGCUCGGUGGCUUUCAUUCACAGUUGUAAUGUGAUGACUCCAUGGGGAGUGAGGUCACCAGGUGUGCGCGUGACACCCGGAAAGUCGUCAUUCACUGUGCCACCGAGACGGAGCCACCCCACACUGAAGCCAUGACCCUCACUAUCACCUAUGACCCCCACCCACGGUUAUUCACGGGGGUUGUCAGGAUUCGGGUAGUUCGCCGAUCUAUUCAAAGCCACAUUCUUUUUUGUUCUGAUUUCGACCGUCUAAUUUGAAUUGUUUCUUCCGUCUCUCGUGCAGUUUUGUUUUGCUGUUGGCCUGAGUAUAACCCAAGCCGAGGAUUUGCAUCGAAGACUAAAUAAUUAUUUACCACGUAAUGGGAAUGCUGAUGUAAUGAAUGUAGGAGUCUAUCAACCGUUGCAGCAAUGCAUCUUCUCGUGACUAAUAUCGUUAAUUUCAUGUAUCAUCAUAUUCAUGUACUACCAUCGUUCUCAUUAACUCAUUUCAUCACACUAUUUUGCUGUACAAAUAGCUCAUUCUUUGUUCAGCGCCUUAAGCCAAGGCGCUAUAUAAAUUAAAAUAAUAUUAGAUAACUAGUACAGAGCGGAACAAGCAAUGAUUCAUCAUUGAUUUGGGAGUGAUUGUGAAUGGUAAUAUCGGCUGUAAAAAGCGGAACAAGCAAUGAUUCAUCAUUGAUUUGGGAGUGAUUGUGAAUGGUAAUAUCGGCUGUAAAACCAACGUGUUAAAGAAACCAACGACGUAACAGGACAUGCGCUCGCUUGUGCCUGAACACUUGAAAAAGAGCGCGUGUCAUUGUCGGCCGCCGCGUAGCAGUGCAAACGUACUUCACGUCCCUGUACCGGAGGGGCAGUACGAGCCUUCGUGCAUCUACGUCAAUUGCCUGCAUCCUGCACGGCGCCAGAACGCGCCGGUGUGUUCGGUAGGUUCUAGGUGAUAUAACUCGAUAACAGAUCAUCCUGCUGGUCACUCUGGCAGCAGAUAAACCCAUAAAAUGCGAUAAUUUUUAUUCUCAAGAGGCUGAAAGCUUAAAACAAGUGAAGUAAUUUUUUUAAUUUUUUGCUUAAACACGGUGCCUUUCUGCCACAUCUGCCUUUCCCAAGUGCCGUCACAUCAGUACUCAUGAAUGUAAAAAUAGAUUAUUUGAAAUCAAAACACUGAUGUGCCUGAAGCGAUGUGCAAAGUUACGAAACGGAAAAUGCAAAUGCGGAGGAUGUGCGUGGGUAUGAAUGAGAGUGUUUUGAAAACAAGUGGAUGGAUUUGGUUUCAGUUUG
Messenger RNA from Petromyzon marinus (sea lamprey), 3043 nucleotides. RefSeq names its product 15-hydroxyprostaglandin dehydrogenase (gene HPGD). The record is from RefSeq and is a predicted model, not a curated record. Gene Ontology annotation, molecular function: oxidoreductase activity, acting on the CH-OH group of donors, NAD or NADP as acceptor. NCBI's taxonomy places the organism in Eukaryota, Metazoa, Chordata, Hyperoartia, Petromyzontiformes, Petromyzontidae. Gene Ontology annotation, cellular component: cytoplasm.